AUGCACGACGACACGCAACGUCGUCAACAACCACCCCGCCGUUACAAGGGCCACACGACGUGGCAACGCCCCGUCACGCGGAUGGGAGGCGACGACGACGACGACGCGGAACGUCAAUGGACGUUCCGCCUCGACUCCAGCCCAGGUGCCACGUCGCGGUCAGCAACGUGGCAACCAAACGACGAACGGACACGACAACCGACGAGCCCGCCCACCCACAAACGACGCACACCGCCCCACACGACCCCCACUGCCCACGAGCGCCCAGACACGACAGCGAACGCCCACGACACGACAACCAACGAGGCCGCCCACCCAUGA
This is a messenger RNA of Laccaria bicolor S238N-H82, 321 nucleotides long. RefSeq lists its product as uncharacterized. The coding region runs from base 1 to 321 and encodes 106 amino acids. Lineage: Eukaryota; Fungi; Basidiomycota; Agaricomycetes; Agaricales; Hydnangiaceae. The transcript is spliced from 2 exons. The record is from RefSeq and is a predicted model, not a curated record.